ACACGUGUUUUUAAAUCGUUCUAAAGAGCGACAAGUCGUGUUCUGUGGAUUUUGUAUUCUGUAAAUCUAUGAUGGAUUGCCAAGUGAAGCUGACUGUGCCUAUUUAUACAGGAGUGGAUAAAGAGCUAUUUCUUCGGGAGAUUUACACAAUGCGCCGUCCAGCCCUCUUGAAGGGCGUAGCCCUGGGGUCUUGCUGUGAUAAGUGGACGGUGGACUACCUGGCAGACCGAGGCGGAGCCAAGCCGGUGACAGUCCACGUGUCCCCAGAGCCACGGAUGGAUUUUCUGCACAAGAAUUUCCUUUACAGGACUCUGCCAUUUGAGGAGCUUAUCAGGAGGGCGGCAGAGGAGACACACUCGAACUUCUUUAUCUCAGAGAAAGAAAGUUACUACCUCCGCUCAUUAGGAGACGACCCCCGCAAAGACCCAGCUGAUUUGAGGAAGCAGUUUCCAGAGCUGGCAGAAGACUUUUGUAUCCCAGAGUUCUUUGAGGCUGAGCAGUUCUUUUCCUGCGUGUUUCGGAUUAGCUCCCGUGGCCUGCAGCUGUGGACACAUUAUGAUGUGAUGGACAACCUUCUGGCCCAGGUGAGUGGGAGGAAGCGUGUGGUUCUCUACAGCCCCCGAGAUGUACAAUACCUCUACCUAUCAGGAGACAAGUCUGAGGUCCUGGACAUUGACACUCCUGACUUGGAUCGUUUCCCUGACUUUGUGAAGGCCAGACGAUACGAGUGUGUGCUGAACCCAGGAGACCUGCUGUUCAUUCCUGCCCUGUGGUUCCACAACACCCUGGCUUUGGAAUUCGGGGUGGGGGUCAAUGUCUUCUGGCGCCAGCUGUCCCUCGAAAGCUACGACAAAAGAGACCCAUAUGGGAACAAGGACCCGGUAGCAGUGAGUCGGGCCAUGCAGACUAUGGACCGGGCCCUGCGGGCACUGGAUGACCUGCCCCCUGAUUACCGUGACUUCUAUGCUCGUCGGAUGGUGCUACAAAUCCAGAGUCGUGCCUACUCCACUGAUCCGGAAAAGACAGGGCAGCCACACGAGAAAGCAGGAAGUAUGGCCACGGCAGACAUGGACACUUCCGGGUAUAGCAGCCCGCUUUCUUAAAUGGACCAACUUGUGACCUCAUCACCUAUGGUGUUUAUGACUGGCAGUAUCUAGGAAUUGGAGGGAAAUAGAGAUUGAGUGUUUUUCAUAUCACUCAAGUCAAACUUUGGCCUCGAGAGGAGUGAUAUUCAGUCCUCUACAGGCCCUGCGCUGGUUCGUCUUCGUAAGACCUCCGCAGAAUAGAGAGAGACUGAGCGAGACACUAGCUUGGUCCAGAUCAAGUAUGAAUCUGACAAGCAGGUUUCCCUGUGUGUGUGUUGUGGAAUUUUGAGGUGCAUUUUAUCUAAAUAAAGCUGAAUACUUCGCUUA
Brienomyrus brachyistius is the source of this 1412-nucleotide messenger RNA. It is a transcript of the gene tyw5, whose product is annotated as tRNA-yW synthesizing protein 5. Lineage: Eukaryota; Metazoa; Chordata; Actinopteri; Osteoglossiformes; Mormyridae. The record is from RefSeq and is a predicted model, not a curated record. The transcript is spliced from 8 exons. Gene Ontology annotation, biological process: wybutosine biosynthetic process. Gene Ontology annotation, molecular function: 2-oxoglutarate-dependent dioxygenase activity; tRNA binding. Bases 69 to 1103 code for a protein of 344 amino acids.